Molecule: messenger RNA, 990 nt
Organism: Adineta ricciae
Lineage: Eukaryota; Metazoa; Rotifera; Eurotatoria; Adinetida; Adinetidae
Source: the annotation of a GenBank genome assembly
AUGCAUUUCUAUCUAAAAUUUCUUCUAAUUGGAAUUGUUUGCUAUGCUCGGGAACCUGCAGAUAAAGGAGCGAAUGAGAAAACGAGAUAUAUUCUCAAUUUCCUCGAUACUUUACCCACACAAAAUCGGUAUCUUUCUGGUCAAUUCGCCGGCUGGAGUAACGUCACUUUCAAUCUAAUUCAAAUGGAUCAGAUCACCAAUCUAACAGGUCAUACACCCGCUAUACUUGGCUGCGACUAUGCUGCUGGAUGGUUACAUGCAACACCCCCACAAACAAUCAUCAACUAUUCUUGUAAUAAAUAUCUGAAAGAUCAUUCGAAUGCGAAUGGACUCGUAACCAUUGAUAUACAUUUUCCCAACCCGGCUUCACCCGAUGGAGGAUUCUUGAAGAAUCGUACAAACUUAACUUUCACUGAUUUAUUAGAUUUUCAAAGUGAAACAGGUCAACGAUGGAAAUCCUAUUUGAAUAUAAUAGCUGAUGGAUUGAAUGAAUUACAAGAAGCAAAUGUUACAGUUUUAUUCCGACCAUUGCACGAAAUGAAUGGAGCAUGGUUUUGGUGGGGAAAUCAGAAUUCAAAUGACUUUCGAUCUGUUUGGAUUUCACUGUUCGAAUAUUUUUCUACUGAAAUGAAUUUACACAAUCUUCUAUGGAUUUAUGCACCUGAUCAAAGUGCUCCGAAUCCAUCCAUGUUCUAUCCAGGAGAUGAUUAUGUUGAUAUUGUUGCAUUGGAUGUCUAUGUUGAUGAUCCGAAUUCAAUGCAAGGAUAUGAAGAAAUGGUUCGAUUAGGCAAACCGUUUGCGUUAGGUGAAGUAGGUCCACAUACAACUGAUGGACAUUUUGACUAUAGUUUAUGGCCCAUAGCCAUCGCUAAUCAUUUCAAUUUAAUCAGUUACUUUUUUGCUUGGGACGGUAUUUAUUCUCCGAUUGAAAAUCGAAAUGCUUAUCAAUUGUUCAAUAGCAAACAUGUCAUCAAUCGUGAUCAAUUGUAA